Linum trigynum is the source of this 717-nucleotide messenger RNA. The record is from the annotation of a GenBank genome assembly. NCBI's taxonomy places the organism in Eukaryota, Viridiplantae, Streptophyta, Magnoliopsida, Malpighiales, Linaceae.
AUGGCGAACGGUGGUGCGGUUGAUGAGGGGAGGAAGUGUGAGACAGUGGUGUUGUUCAGUGAGGAAGAACUGAGGGAGAUGAGUGGGGUAAAGCAAACCGGUGAUUGCAUAGAAGUCACGUGUGGUUGUACCAGCCAUAGAUAUGGCGAUGCGGUGGGAAGGCUUAGGGUUUUUCCCAAUGGCGACCUCGAAAUCUCCUGUGAAUGUACCCCUGGUUGCGAUGAAGAUAAGAUGAGUCCUGCUGCAUUUGAGAAGCAUUCUGGGAGGGAGACUGCUAGGAAGUGGAAGAAUAAUGUGUGGGUGAUUGUGAAUGGGGAGAAGGUUCCAUUGUCGAAGACAGUGUUGCUCAAGUACUACAACCAAUCAUCCAAUGGAUCCCACCGCUCUCAAAAUGGGCGGGUUUUCCAUCGCGAUGAGUUUCUUCGCUGCAGCAAGUGCAACAAGGAGCGCAGAUUCCGCUUAAGGACCAAAGAGGAGUGUCGAGUUCACCAUGAUUAUGUGGCCAAUGUUAGCUGGAAAUGUGCUGACUUACCGUUUGACAAGCUAACGUGUGAUGACGACGAGGAGAGAGCAAGUCGCAAGGUGUACAGAGGCUGCUCCCGCUCUCCAACAUGCAAAGGAUGCACUUCCUGCGUGUGCUUUGGCUGUGAAAUCUGCCGCUUCUCUGAUUGUUGCUGCCAAACUUGCACUGACUUCACGAGGAAUGUGAAAGCUUGA